This is a messenger RNA of Capsella rubella, 970 nucleotides long. RefSeq lists its product as uncharacterized. Lineage: Eukaryota; Viridiplantae; Streptophyta; Magnoliopsida; Brassicales; Brassicaceae. The transcript is spliced from 4 exons. The record is from RefSeq and is a predicted model, not a curated record. Bases 282 to 794 code for a protein of 170 amino acids.
CUAGAUUUUUUUUUUAAAAUCACAACACUCUUCUCUUCUCUCAGAGAGACCACACAACACAACAGAGUUCAGUCCCCCAUCUCUCUCUCUUUAACCCCUUCCCCUACAAGUAGACUUUAAGACAACUUUUGUCUCAGUGUUGAGUUAAUGUAAUAUACCCAUCUGGUCAUUUACUCUCUCUCAUUCUCUCUCUCUCUAUCUCUCUCUCUUUCUCUAUUUAGAUCACUUCAAGAACCAGAGAGAUCCAAACAAAACAUACAUCAUCAAUCACUAGUACUACAAUGGACUACGAAUACGGAGGAGGAGAGUACUGCAAGAGAGGUCACGUGCCUGCUUUUGGAAGCUGGGACUGGAACGACGCCGUUCCUUUCACUCAGUGUUUUGAGACAGCGACUACUACUACUACUACAGCAACACAACAGCCACCUCCUCAAGCUUUUCUCCACUACGCUCCUUACUCUCAUCAUCAAGAUCGUGAUCUUUACCUAGCUGGUGAUCUCUACGACAACCACCACCUUGUAGCUCCUGCUGUUAUCCUCCUCCCUCGUCGCCGUGCUAAGGUUGGUCAAGAACCGGCGGAGAAGAAGAGAAACGUCUCAAAGGAACAACACAACUACAAGACGGAGGCGCGUGAGGCAAACGCGCCGGUUAACGUGAAACGGAGGAUGAAAACACCUAAGCCUGUUGAUGAAGACUUGUACAAAGUCUCACCACAACUUCUCUCUGUCAAAUCCAAAAGGAAAAGAGGAUUUGGGUGCAUUUCAAGGUGUUUUUUGCCAACACGGGUGCUUUGAACUUUGAAGAAACAACAAAGCGUGAGAGACUGGAGUCAGAACAACAACAACACUUUGUUUUUUCUUCUUUCUUCUUUUCUCUAAUAGUAUUAUCAAAAAAGACUAUGUUUGUGGAGUUAUUAUGUAUGUAUUUUAUUUAAGCCUAGGAAAAAAAAAGGAAGAUGAAUUCUAAAAUA